This is a messenger RNA of Rhodotorula graminis WP1, 1488 nucleotides long. RefSeq lists its product as uncharacterized. The transcript is spliced from 10 exons. The record is from RefSeq and is a predicted model, not a curated record. Gene Ontology annotation, biological process: nickel cation transmembrane transport. NCBI's taxonomy places the organism in Eukaryota, Fungi, Basidiomycota, Microbotryomycetes, Sporidiobolales, Sporidiobolaceae. Bases 1 to 1488 code for a protein of 495 amino acids. Gene Ontology annotation, cellular component: plasma membrane. Gene Ontology annotation, molecular function: nickel cation transmembrane transporter activity.
AUGGCAAUCUCCCCACCUCCGCCCUCGUCCACCACGGCAAAGCCCGCGCGCAAGUGUGCCGUCCCGCGCCCGACCUACCGCCUCACACUCCUCGGCCGGUGCCUCGCCCUCCUCGCCGGCGAGCUCGUCGCCAAUGCGGCAGUGUGGACGGCCGCCGCGUGCGUGUUUACCGGCGACAAGCGCGGCGUGUUGAGCCUGUGCGUCGUCGCGUGGACUCUUGGGUUGCGGCAUGGACUCGACAUGGACCACAUCGUCGCCGUCGACACGACGACCCGUGCCCUCGUCGCCCAAGGUCAGCGACCUGUCACGGUCGGCCUCUUCUUCUCGCUCGGCCACUCGACCAUCGUCUUCGCCAUGACGGUCGCCAUCAUCAUCACCGUGCGCGCCAUCGACAAGCUGCCCGACAUCAGUAGCGUCGGCGGCGUCAUUGGCGUCAGCGUCAGCGCGAGCUUCCUCUUCUUGCUCGCCGUCGUCAACGCCGUCAUGCUGUGGCAGACGCUGCGCAUGGCUCGCCGCAGAAAACGCUUGCGCGCCGCAGCCGCCACAACCACGUCCAUUCCUGUCGAGGGCGCGCCGCUCGCACCUCAAGACUCGGACCUUGCGCUCGCCAAAAAGGUCUCGGGCGACUCGAGUCGGGCCGACGACGAGGAGGCGGCGGCGCGUCCCGACGAGCGCGUCGACGGCAUGGUCGAGCUUCCGGCGACGACGUGCGUCGGGCGGAUCGGGCGACCGCUGUUCAGGAUCAUCGACCGGCCGUGGAAGAUGUACCCUGUCGGGCUCCUCUUCGGCUUGGGCUUUGACACCGCCUCAAGCAUCUCCCUCCUCGGCGUCUCGGCCCUCGCCGGCAGCGGCGACAACCGCAUCCCUCCCGGCCAGAUCAUCAUCCUCCCGCUCCUCUUCAUGGCCGCCAUGACGGCCGUCGACAGCGCCGACAGCGUCUUCAUGCUCAUGGCCUACACGGUGCCGCAGCGCACGGCUGCCGCCGAGGCGGGCCUCCUCGUCGAAAAGGGCGGCGACUCGCCGGCGGCGUCGGCGGCGCUCGAGGGCGGCGCGGCGAGCAGCAGGCGGUGGUACGACCCUCGAGGCUGGGUCCUGUUUGAGCGUCGGCCGUCGGCCGAGGAGGAGCAGGUCGAGCUGCGCGACGCGGCCGAGCGUGCGCGGAUGCCGCCGCAGGCGGACGAGGACAAACUGCUCAACAUCAGCGUCGUGCUCACCGUCAUCUCGAUCGUCGUUGCCCUCCUCAUCUCGAUCACCGAGUUCAUGGGUCUCGCUGUCGAAAAGUGCGCGUCGUGCGCCGAGGCGGCCGAGAACGACCCGGGCCUGUCCGGUCGAUGGUGGCGCUUCUGGUCGAACGUCAACGACAACUCGCAGUUCCUCGGCGUCGGCGUGAUUGGCGUAUUCGUCGUCGCGUUUGGCGGUUGGGCCGCGGUCCACUUCGUCUCGCGGCGGCGGGCUCGCCGGGCGGGCAAGCGGCGGGCGUUCGACUGA